Ornithodoros turicata is the source of this 7251-nucleotide messenger RNA. Its product is annotated as protein O-mannosyl-transferase TMTC1-like. The transcript is spliced from 18 exons. Gene Ontology annotation, molecular function: protein binding. NCBI's taxonomy places the organism in Eukaryota, Metazoa, Arthropoda, Arachnida, Ixodida, Argasidae. The record is from RefSeq and is a predicted model, not a curated record. Bases 728 to 3517 code for a protein of 929 amino acids.
CAUAGUAUGCCGAGGAACAGUUGAGCUCUGACAGCUUAGGUCGACGGGUGGGACAGUCCUGAAAGUAGUCGACAAGGACCGGGGCUUCGGUACCAGCACACUGUUGGUGCUCCGUCUUCGUUCCAACGCAUCAGCGAGAGGGAAACGCAUUGCGUAAAAGGAUGUUUUCACCUCUUCGAACAUGAAAACGGUGGUCUAUCUCUUGAGAACUGUGCAAGAGUGAUGAAGCAGCUGAUUUCAAACCCGUUUGAGAAGUGUGGAUACCCUCGUCUCAAAGAAGAGGUCCGGCAAAUGAUGACCUACGUGGACAUGGCGUAUGUUCUCACUGACGUCGUGUUGUGAUGGUAUAUUUCUUUUUUUAUUUUUGCCACGAAGAGGAAAGGUUGGUUGGACUGCCAGAGCUCCAGAUCGUCCAGCAGCUGGCUGUUCGUCAGUGUACGGCGUAGACCUGGAUGGAGCCUCCUAACGCAGAAGAUAUUCUAACUGGCAUUUCUUUGAAGACUGGAUAUUCCUCUUCACUAGACAGAAAGCAGCUUCGAUGUCAACAUUCGCAAUAACUAUAUGUCUGCCUGUGGUAUUUGAAAUAAUCGUAUCACCGAAGUCGCCCUCCAUCAGAAAGUUCCUCAAUGUCUUCUUGAAGAAGCGCAACUUCGAAUGUUAGUCUCCGCAGCGAAUCUCUAAUGAGCAUGGCCCUUAGCCUCGCAACGAGGACCUCCAGGUGUUAACGAUGGGUUGCGAAGGUUGGAUCGAAGGCGCCGACCCCUCGACAACGAUGCUGCACGGAUACGUCUCGACGGCGGCGUCCUCUUCCAAGUUCCAUCGUCGAGGGACGUCCUGCGUGCCGCGUCCUCGAUGGGACAUCUCCUGGAGCGUCCGGUGGUCGGCGUCGUGCGCGAGGUUCCACUGGCCCAGGAGCCGGACCUGGAGCGUGUCGUGGCUGCCCGCGUUGUGCGCGGCCUUGCUGUCCCUGUUGUGUUACCUAAACUCCCUGGACGGUGAUUUUGUGCACGACGACAUGGUGGCCGUUGUUGGUAACCGUGACGUGACGGGCGAGCACGCCCUCAGUGCUUUGUGGGUCAACGACUUCUGGGGCCGGCCCAUGGCGGACCCGCAGAGCCACAAGUCGUACAGGCCGCUCACGGUGCUCACGUUCAGGGCUAACCACUAUGCAUCGGGAGGCCUCGAAGUACGAGGUUUCCACGGCGUGAACGUGGCCCUCCACGUAGCCUGCAGCGUCCUGGUCGCUCGUGUGGCUUCGGAAGCCCUCGGUCUAACAGCGGGCCCCAGCGCGCUGUCGGCCCUGCUCUUCGCGGCUCAUCCUGUGCACACCGAAGCCGUAUCGAGCAUCGUUGGGCGUGCUGAAGUGCUCUGUUGUUUCUUCUUUCUCGUCGCCUUCCUUUGCUAUCAUAGGUCCUGCCAGGCAUCGAAUAGUGGACUGCGCGUCGCGGUGUGGCUCUGUGUCUGCUCCGUGUGCUCUGCCUGCGCCCUGUUGGCCAAGGAACAGGGCAUCACAGUGCUGCCGCUGUGCCUACUUCUGCGCCUGCGCACUCUUGUGUCUCAGACGUCCGCCCUCAGGCAACCCUGGUGGCGUAGGAUAUUUGCCGUGAUACAGCGUUGCCUACUCGACCUUCGCGUCAUUUUGCUCACAUCUGUCCUCGGAGCUCUGCUCACCUUCCGCCUGUGGAUCCUACACGGCAGUCUACCCCGCUUUUCGGAGGUCGACAACCCGGCAUCGUUUUCACCCCAUAUUCUCACAAGGUUCCUCACCUAUUCCCACCUGAGCGCCUUCAACGCGUGGUUGACGCUGUUUCCCGGUACGCUUUCCUACGACUGGCAGAUGGGAAGUAUACCGCUGGUGACGUCAUUGAGUGACCCCCGCAACGUCAUGACCUUAGCCCUAGCAGCGGGAAUGCUGGGAUUGCUAUGGCGUGCCUGUCCGUCACGAUGCGAUUCUUCAGACGGCAGCGAAGUCAGCAGCAGUCGGCAGACACUGGUGGCGCUGCUGUUAACCGUGUUACCGUUCCUGCCAGCAUCGAACCUCCUAGUCGUUGUGGGAUUCGUCGUAGCCGAACGCGUCCUCUACAUUCCAAGUAUCGGCCUCUGUCUGUUGGUUGCCCUCGGCCUCCAGCGGCUGCUGGACCGCAGUGGGCGGCGAGUUCGCAUCACUCUCGUAGGUGCCGCAUGCGCCCUGGUGGCGCUGCUAGCUGCAAGAACGCUCCAUCGUAAUCGCGUCUGGGAGUCGAGAGAGUCGCUGUUCGAGUCUGGUAUCCAAGACCUGCCCGAGAACGCCAAGAUGCACUACAACUUCGCGAACCUCCAGAAGGACCUCGGAAACACGGACCUUGCCAUUAAGCACUACAACACAGCUAUCGAGUUGUGGCCCGAACACGCGAGCGCCCACAACAACCUGGGCACUGUAGUGACGUCACCGCAGGACGCGGAACGUCAUUUCCGCGCUGCGCUACGCAUCAACCCGAACCAUCCGGGAGCCCACUUCAAUCUAGCCAAUAUGUACAGCAAACAGGGCCAAAUAGACGUGGCGCGCCACCUACUGCAGCGCGCCGUGGAACUGGACCCGGACUUCGCAGAGGCCUAUUCUUCGCUCGCCCACCUGGCAGCCGAGGACGGUCACGUGGUCCGCGCCGAGGCCCUCCACAAGAUGGCGCUCAACGCGGACCCACGGAACGCCGACGCUCGGAACAACUACGGCACUUUUCUGCAAACACAAGGUCGCGUCGAAGAAGCCGUCCGAGAAUAUCAGACCGCUCUCGCUCUGCAGCCUAACCACACGGUGGCGCUGCUGAACGCCGCGCGAACCUUACGUUCCAUGAAGCUGAACAGAGAGGCGGAAAAUCUCUACAAACGGGCUCUGUCCGUACAGGAAGAUCCACAGGUGAUGGACAACCUCGCCGUGUUCUACAUAAACGCUGGGAGGCUCGACGAAGCGAAGGACGUGUACGAGAAAGUAGACCUGCUCUUUCCGGACCACCUCGACAGCAAAGUGCAUCACGCGCAGCUGAUGAUGCGACAGCGUUGCUUUCAAGCCGCAGAAGACCUUCUCCUAGCGACGGUCGCGCGUAACGGCAGCAACCGCGAUGCCCUCCACCAGACUGCCCUUCUCUACAACCACACCAACCGCACCACCGAGGCAUUGGAAUAUAUCCUGCGAGCCCUCCAAUUAUGCUCCGUGGACGAUCGAUCCUGUGCUCAACUUCACGCAGAGCACGGAGACAUCCUCAAGGAUCUCAACGACCUCAACUCGUCUGCUGAGAGUUACGGUCUUGCCAUUCGACUGGACCCCAACCUGGCGCACGCGCACCUCAACCUGGCAGUAAUCAAGCACCUUCAGGGCGACUACGCGCGUGCAUUCCAACACUACCAGACAGCUUUCAUGCUCGACCCAAAGAAUCAACUCAUCAUCGACAACAUGGAGAAGCUGCGACGGAGACUCACGGGCGCCGAGAACCGGAAACCCAAGUCCUCCGCAACGACAGACGCCGCGUUCGAACUACUGUAGCUGGGUGUCAUCUGAAACGACUUCGUCCAACUGUUGACCGAAACGGCAUGCAAUGGGGGUCAUAUUUGCGUCGUAGAUUCGUCGAGGAAGCUACGUGACUACAGACACGAUGUCUUCGCAUCGUGAUCUAGGUUUGACUGGCUGACUGGCCUACGAACUAUGACUAUAUAGUCACAUCUGCUUUGCCUAGUGGUGGCGGAGACUUACGGUCAGCAGGUUUCUUGAAAGUAAACCGAGGACUCCCGAAUUAUAGAAACAGCCUCCUAGCAAAGACGUUUCGCGCACAACAAGGAAGGUCUGCAGUCUGCCUACAGUCACUGCCUCCAAGUUGAACUGCGAAUGGAGGCUUCGCUCUACAACGACGUGUCGUCGGAUUUCAGCGUCAAACGUGUCAACAAAGCCAAGCCGUGUUUCGAGCAAGACCUCGGCUACGUGUACACCAUUAAGUUCGUACAGUAUAUGUGCCGUCGUGAUCUCAUAAACCGUCGCCUGAGACCAGCAAAAAAACGAGAAGUGCAGCAUGGGCUUCACAGCCCUGUGCGGGAUGUGCAGCGUGCGUUAACUACUUCACGAAAUGAAACGUCCCCCACUUUCUCUGCGUGUUCGACUCACCCACGAAGCAAACACACGUGCUUUAGAAGCUCUAGAACUACCCGAUGCGUGUUUCUAUUUCCAGCAGGUGUACAAACUCGCCCCCUUAAUGGAUUGACGUCCUAUUGCUUUUAUUGCUUUUCUUUUUUCUUCUUUUUUUUUUGCAGCUGUUUGUGCUGUAGAUACAGAAAAAGAAAAACUUGUGUACUCUUAGCAGAAACGUGUCCUGCGAACAUUGUGUAAAUUUCUCUCGCAAAGUAAAAGAAGGAGAAGGAGAAGAAAAAAAAGAAAGGAAGAAGCAGCUCGCCGGCCAGCUAUGCAACCGAAGUCCGUGUCGUUUUCGCACCGUAUACGGAGUCUUCAUCGCUGGGAGAGAAACUUUCUUCGGUAGCGUGAGAGUCUGUGUGUUGGUUAGUGUGUCUGUGUGCGUGUGCAUAUGUUUGUCGGCUACACUAGGUGUGGCCGUUUCUAUUUGAAAGCUCAAAAACUAAAAAAGCACGUCUACCGUGAUUUGUCGUUUCCAGCUGCAAUGUAUGUUGAGAAACAGCAUUUUUUUUCUGCUUUUUUUUAAAGACAGAUAGCGGUACUGCUUGAGAACUUGACAAUUUUCAAAAUCUACUUACAAAAAAUAUCUAUCCAUCCAGCAGGCUGUUCGGAAGCACCUGAAAAAGAGAGUACAGCGAAAGUUAGCCAUCGGUACACGCGGUCGGGAUGUGAUCAACACUGAGAUUACCUAGUCAAAAGGGCCCUAAAACUUUGCCAUAAAAAUUUGAACGAACUUGUCAAACGAGUUGAGGCUUGUGCAAUGACGUCACUUUUGGUCACGUGACAUUGAAAACAUAUUGCCGCACCGGCGACAUAGUAGGAGGGCAUGCCGUGAGUUUUUCCGGUAUGCGGUUGCAAUUAUGCUGCCUCAUUCGGCCCGCAGUAUGACGCCUGUGACGCAUCCCCAUGUUUUCCCAUGUCACGUGGCUCAAGGGCUGCGCGUGACGUCAUCCGCGCGAGCAACGGUGGCUAUGAGCAGCGUACAGACGUGGACAGAUGGAAAGAGGACAGCAGGAAGGAGUGGGGGGGACAGGGGCGGACGAGCCUCAUUGUCUUUCACAUUUAUUUGGCACGACUUAGGACGAGGCGUCGCAAGCCCUCUAAGUACGUAUGUCGCCAUAAUUGCUGUCAGAAACAGCCUUGAGGCCUAAACGAGGCAUUAUUUUCGCACCCACACGUAUAAAAAAAAAGAAGAAGAACAGAGAGAGAGGGGGGAAACAAAGAAGAAGUACGAAGUAGUUAAACGCAAGCGAUGAAGAAGGUGACAUUUCGUCGAGUUUCUACUUCUAUGUCUCUCUGUGUUACUUGCCAAGCUCAAGAAAAUGUAGCCUUCUAUACGAAGAAGAAAAAAAAAGAAAAUAGCCACAUCUUCUUUCCGAAGCAAGAAAACUCUCCGCCCUUUCUGCCUUCCUCCGCGCAGAAACAAGCACACAGAAAAAAAGGAGGAUGCUUCGAGCCACACACACGUAAACACAUUGGCGCACUCACACGAAAGACAUCAUCGACCCUGCGGCGCACGCGGAGAGAGACAACUUUUUUUUCCCCCUCCCUUUCCUUAAUUAGCAACCCGUACUCUAUCCUCAUUAGCAACACAAACCUCUUUUCUUUCUUUCCUUCCAUCUCCUCCGUCUCCAAAUACGCGGCGCUCGCUUAAUUGUGGGUUCCUUCCUUUAACGACAAAAUUUUACAACCGAACUGUCGGAUUCCCCCCCAAACCACCAUCGCCUGCAAACUAAGCCCUACGGCCAAUGCGAGCUCUGCUCUCGCUAGUGGAGAGAAAGAAAGAAAGAAAGAGAAAAGCGAUAAAAUGUCGUCCAAUCAGCAAUCGGCGAGGGUAACACUGUAAUCAGCAGAACGUGCCAGGUUAUCUGUUUCACCGGAGGCGAUCAUUAGUGGCAGAGCGAACCACAAUCAUUGAGGGUCAGCCGAGGAGAUAAUCACGCUUCGAGGGCUUGCGCUGGAUCACUCGCUCGCGAGCUUGUUACGGCAGAGCAGAGAGGGCAGUAGUAGGGAUAUAGGGGGGAAGAAGGGGAGGAACUUGAAAUUGUAAUGUUCUCUCUAGUAAAGGGGAUAGUGGGAGAAGUGACGCUACAGUAAGGGAAAAUGGGGUAAAGCACUGACGAUUUUAGAUAGAGUACAAGGCGAGAGGGUCAGUUAUCAUUUCGAUUCAAUUCAAACCAAUUCCGGUUUUUCGCCACGUUGUACGUAGCGUGCGAGCGGCAUUUCGACGAAACAAGUGUCCGCAGCGACAUCGAGUACUCUCAGUACACCGUAAGAAGUAAGAUGACAGCUGAUAAGAUUGUCACAGCGAUAAGCAUUCGUGGAGAAUUCCCAUUUUUAAAAUAUACGUACGAGAAAAAAAAAUAAAGAAAAACGAGUGACAAAAAUAAAGCAACCCCAAAAAUCACGUGAACUGCCACCAUCGCAGCGUAAGUAACUUUAACAUUUAAAAGCAAUAGCAUGUUUGGCGCAGUGCACGGCCCGUAAUGUACGCUUGCCACAAAACGUCAAUCGGUGAACGGUCUCCUCCAAAAUCUCAUCUUUACCGCGGAUUCCUCAUGAUGCUAGUUCCUCAUUGACUAAAGACUAGCGCAGUAUAUUGGAUCACAUCGAGGGACAUCGAAACAGAUUUAAAAGGUGCUCCUUCACAAUCCUGCUGAACCUUGCCUAAGCAGCAUGCCUUCUUGCCACUAGCGCAGCGACAGCUCCAUAUUGUACGUUCUCCUUAAUCAGCAUUAUCGUAAGAAGAAGAAAAAAAAGCACUGGAAACGACAAAAGCGGUGUCAAACGCGUCGUACACAGCAAUAAACACGGCAGUGGAGUGCUGCAACAUCGAACUCCCACUGUCGAUGCAGCGACGACUAACCCAGUUGACGAGUGAGAUAUGAUGUGAAAUAAAGAAGAGCAGAACAGCUGGUCACCUCUUCCUUGUUGUUUUGGGUAGAACGUAGAACGAGCCAACGAAGCGUGGCGUCCAGAUGUAUUUUUCCAAGACACUGGAAAGAUUCCAGGCAAGCAUCAAAGUGUCGUUGCUAUACUUUCGUUUGUGUGCGUUCUAAGCACAACCCUUUCUAUUUAUUUGGUCCCUCUUGGAAGCG